AUGAGUGGUGACUGUCCUAAGGGGCUGACUGGCCUCUCAGUUAGCACCACUAAGGAUGUCCUGACCUCUCACUAUCAGGUCACAAGGAACAUCGGUAGUGGCAGCUUUGGCCACGUACAUUUGGCUUGUCAUCGCCACACAGGGACAGAUGUCGCUGUGAAAGUGCUGAAGAAAGGAAGAUACAACUCUUCCAUCAAAACUGAGGUGUCCAUUUUGAAGACCCUGCAGCAUCCCAACAUUGCUCGCCUCAUCGAGGUGAAGGAGACAGUCAAGGGCGUUUAUCUCAUCCUUGAAUACGCAAGUCAGGGGAACCUGCUGCAAUAUGUUGUAAAGAGGCACCACCUGCAGGAGACCAAGGCCCGCGAAUUUUUCAGACAAAUAGCUUCGGGAUUGGUUUACUGUCACCAGCAGGGAGUCGCACACCUGGAUGUGAAGCCCGAUAACCUUUUAUUGGAUUCCACCUACACAAUCAAAAUCUGUGAUUUCGGGAUGAGCACCAGGUUCAUGGCAGGAGAGCAGCUGUUUGAGGCAGCUGGUGCUUUGUCAAACCGUGCGCCUGAGAUGUUUCUCUCUGGUAAGUACCAAGGUCCCAAGGCCGAUGCUUGGAGCCUGGGAGUGGUACUGUAUUUCAUGACUGUGGGAGAUUUCCCCUUUCAGGGCAGAGACUUUAAGGAGAUUCGCAAGAAAAUCCUGCGUGCAAAGUACCGCCUUCCAAGGCCUGUUUCUGCCGACUUCAAAAACAUCCUAGGUAAACUGUUGACUCGGGACUCCAGCCAGAGGCCCACGGUGGAGGAGAUCCUGGAGGAUGCCUGGCUGCACCAAGAUUCCCCCAGUCCUCUGCAGGCCCUGCCUGCAUGCCCGAACCCCAAUAUAGUGUCAGCCAUGGUUGCCAUAGGCUAUGACCGUAGCAGCAUUCUCCAGUCAUUAAAAAAUAGAGAAAUCAAUGACACCACUGCCAUGUACUAUUUGUUUGAACAGCAGGCACGCCAGGAGUCUGAUGGCUCUAUGGAACUUGAUCCUAUACAACCAGCUGUUGCCCCUUGCCCAUCUCCUGUAGGUCUUUCCACCUGUCCCGGCCCACUGAGGAGGAGAUCUAGUGCUCCUGCAAGCCUUAGCUCCUUCUCCUUCCUGAAAUGGGACUUGAAUCUGCCCCAGGAUGACAACUCAGCAAAGAAUGGCAGCACAACAGUCUUCCUGCCCACCAAUCCCCUCUUCACCCUGAGGAGGAUCCCAAGCACCAUCAGAGUCCCCCUGAAUGCUCGCAUGGACCCCGAAGGAGGCACGUCAUCUGAGCAUAAGUGCUCUCCAAAAAAUGCCCUUGCAGUUGGGCAACCAGAGGAUGUCAUCAGAGGUGCUGCACGCAGCAGGAGCCGGGGCUGGAGAUGGGUGCCUGGCAGAAUAGUCACCACCCUUCUCAGACUGAGCUGUUUUCUGCCCUGCUUGAAGAAAUGCCACCAAGGAGUGCAAGAGGAAGACAGUGGAGAGCAAGGGGACCUUACCACAGCCUUGGGGGGGAUUUGCCCCCAAGGUGUGGACUGA
Molecule: messenger RNA, 1539 nt
Organism: Castor canadensis (American beaver)
Lineage: Eukaryota; Metazoa; Chordata; Mammalia; Rodentia; Castoridae
Source: RefSeq, a predicted model, not a curated record